Messenger RNA from Staurois parvus, 282 nucleotides. The record is from the annotation of a GenBank genome assembly. Lineage: Eukaryota; Metazoa; Chordata; Amphibia; Anura; Ranidae.
UUGUUGCUGGGUGUGUGUUGUCUGGAUUCUGUAUAUAGUCCUACAGAACAGACAGUGCACAGUCCACAUGUGCAGGGGUGGACUGACAACUCAGGGGCCCCCGGGCAAGAGGGGAUCAUGGGACCCCUGUGUCCUCACCCACACCCAAAAAAGCCUAUGAAAAGGUACCAGGGGCAUCUCAUGGGGCCCCCUACCGACCCCGGGCCCUCGGGCAGUGCCCGAGUUCCCAAAUGGUCAGUCCGCCCCUGCACAUGUGUUUAUCUGCUGCUUCUCUGCAAACAG